CGGAGGAUUUAAGUUGUGUAUAACCUUCAAUUUUCCUAUUUCUUGGUUGUAUUAUAUUUAAAUAUAGUUGUUUAUGGUCAGUUCAUAAUUUGAUUUUGUGGUUUUAUAAGAAAGACCAAAAUGAGUAAUCUUGACGAUUUUUAUAAAAAUGAGUUGGAAUUUGACUUUUAUGGCUUUACUGCCUUGGAAGUGAUUGAUGAAGUUAAAGGUUGUAUUGAGGAUUUGGUCGACGCUGCUGUCGAAGAUAGCAAAAAGAAGCUGUGCAAUAAGUUUGGUUCUAGUAAUGAUAAGGAGUUUGCAGAAAUUAAAAAAUAUUAUUUGGAAGCUGUUGAAAACCAUAAAAUAGAGAUGGAGGAAUUGAUAAAAGAUUCUGUUAAAUUGCCAUAUUCAGCAGAAUCAUUGAGUAAUGAAUCGCAAUCAGAUAAAUCCAAUUUAGAACAAGAAAUAAAAGAUUUACAGUUACGGUCUGCUGCAUUAGACAUUUAUAUGAAGGAAUUGAUGAAGGCAGAGGCUGAGAUUCAGGUUUUCGCUGACACAGAUUUAUCAGAAUUGCAUAAUAAUUUUAAAGAAAUAGAAAUUAAUAUAUCUCAGCUAUCAGAUAACUUUCAUCUGGCUGAAGAGCUCUUCUCUGAAGCCAUUCAACAAAGUCAUCUAGAGCAAUCCUUUAAUAAUUUGUCUAUUAAAUAAAUUUUGUAAAAUAGAAUUUUUAUAAUUGUAAAGAAUUAUUUGUCAUAAUAAAUGAAGUAUUGUAUAAAAAUGAUUAAAGUAUAU
Nezara viridula (southern green stink bug) is the source of this 771-nucleotide messenger RNA. The record is from the annotation of a GenBank genome assembly. NCBI's taxonomy places the organism in Eukaryota, Metazoa, Arthropoda, Insecta, Hemiptera, Pentatomidae.